Malania oleifera is the source of this 1651-nucleotide messenger RNA. RefSeq names its product protein RER1A-like. The transcript has 3 exons. Gene Ontology annotation, cellular component: Golgi membrane. Gene Ontology annotation, biological process: protein retention in ER lumen; retrograde vesicle-mediated transport, Golgi to endoplasmic reticulum. The record is from RefSeq and is a predicted model, not a curated record. Lineage: Eukaryota; Viridiplantae; Streptophyta; Magnoliopsida; Santalales; Ximeniaceae. Bases 84 to 671 code for a protein of 195 amino acids.
CCGAUAGCGGCGGCUCUUUAAAGUCGCAGCAUUUAUGUUUUUCGACACGCGAAACAACAGAGAGCGAGAGAGCGUUUGGGGGUAUGAACAUGAGCAGCGGUGCCGGAAGUGACGAUCUCGCGUCUUCCGCCGUAUCACGGUGGGGCCACGCCGUCUCACGGCGGUACCGGCACAUCCUCGACAAAUCGACCUUGCUUGUUUUCCACCGCUGGAUCGCAUUUUCCGCGAUUGCUCUCAUUUAUGCCGUGCGCGUGUAUCUGAUCCAAGGCUAUUACAUCAUCACCUACGCCCUUGGUAUCUACAUCCUCCAACUACUCAUCGCCUUCCUCUCUCCCCAGGUUGAUCCCGAGAUUCAGGAGCUCGUCGACGGUCCCGCCCUCCCUACUCGGGGUUCCGAUGAAUUUCGGCCCUUCGUCCGCCGCCUUCCCGAGUUCAAAUUCUGGUAUUCAAUUACAAAAGCCUUCUGUAUUGCCUUUAUGUUGACAUUCUUCAGUGCGUUUGAUGUGCCUGUAUUUUGGCCAAUUCUAUUAUUCUAUUGGCUGCUACUCUUCAUUUCAACAAUGAAGAGGCAGAUAAUGCACAUGAUUAAGUACCGAUAUGUUCCUUUCUCCAUGGGCAAACAGCGGUACACUGGAAAGAAAGCAGCUUCAGCAGAGGAAACAAAUAUUUAAAGGGAUUAAGGCUUCGGGUGGGUGUGUUAGACCAUAUACUGCAGAAAGCAUGCCAUCUGCUUAGGUAACUGUUGAAGAAAAUGAUAUUUUGGUUCAUGAGAUUAUCUUUUAGAUCUUGUUUGAUAAUCCUCCCUAGAGUCCACCUUUCUGGGGAAAGGAAACGUGUGGCAGCUCCUAUGUGCCACCAUGUCUGCAGUUUUCUUGUGUGCUUUGUGGCAUAGAAGAAAUAUAAGAUUGUUCUCGUCUGAGCAAAUGUAAAUGCAGAUAGAUUGAAUUCAUCGCUCCACGCAUUCUCUCUCUCUCUCUCUUUCUCUCUCUCUCACACACACACACACACACACACACACACACACACACUCGGAUUGUACCAAAACAAAUUUGCAUUUUGACACUACUUCUGUAGUCCUUUUUGAAUUUUGGGGUGUACCUCAGAGUUUAAAAUUUUCUAUGGAUAUCACGAAGAUGUGUUUGGCUGAUGUCAUACACAACCAUUGUCCCAUGCUGUCCAUUUUUAAAUGGCUGGGUCCUUGAUACCGUCUUUCAAGAGACUGCCUCUUCAUAAUGGCGCCAUGGCAAUAAGGUCAGCUGGUGUGGUCCAUUUUUGGUGCGCUAUACGGCAAUGCCUCUUUGAAUUUAUAGUUUACGUUCAUGCGAAUAAAAACACUAUUAUUUGUCGAGUUCUUGAUUUUUUAUUUGUUUUUGAUAGCUAGAUUUGUUUGCAGAUUCUGAUGGAACAGACAUCACUGAUCUGAUCCAACCGUCCAUCACUGAUUGAAUGGUCUAUUUAUUUUGUGUGCGCGAGCCUUUGUCUAUAUAUAUUUAUAUAUAGAUGGGAUCUCUUUAGAAUUUUUUGUAGAAAAUAUGAUGUCAAAUAGCAUUUCAUUCUCACGUCAAGUCGUGGUAGUAUUACAUUGAUGCAAAUUAGGUAAACUAUUCUUAUGAGUUCAGAAAUUUAAUUUACAGAAAUUGAAUUGUUAUUA